CUUUUUAAGCAGUGUUAUUUCAUUACUUUAUAAAAUAGAAAUUAAAAAAAUUAUCAAUAUUCAUAGCCAUAUAUAGCGGUAGACAUAUAACCACUGAAUUGCUGCUGCGUGCAAUGGCCGCCGUUUCAUGUGUGGCUAAGUUAGGGACAAUUGUUGUUGUACUUUUAAGCCUUGUAAUAAUGUCAUCAAGUAGCAGCAACAGCGAUAGAAGAACAUACAUCGUUCAGAUGAAACAUAAUGAGAAACCAGAUUCGUAUCUCACCCAUCACGACUGGUACUCUGCCUCUUUAGCCAGUAGUACUACCGGCGGGGAUUCAGAUUCAAUCCUGUAUUCCUACUCAGCCGCAUACAACGGUUUCUCUGCGUCUCUAGAUCCGGACCAGGUCGAAUCCCUCCGCCAAUCUGAUUCCGUUCUCGGCGUCUACCAAGACACCCUCUAUCACCUCCACACCACUCGCACCCCUCAGUUCCUUGGCAUCAUCGAUGGCCAACUGGGUCUCCAACGCCAACAACAACUCAAUGCCGCCUCCCAUGACGUCAUCAUCGGCGUCCUCGACACCGGUGUGUGGCCCGAGUCCAGAUCCUUUGAUGAUUCCGACAUGCCCCCCGUUCCCACGCGCUGGAAAGGCGAGUGUGAACAAGGUGAGGACUUCAAGGCCUCCGCGUGCAAUAAAAAGCUCAUUGGGGCGCGUAAGUUUGCUAAAGGCUUUCGUUUGGCUGCCGGUGUCAUCUCCAAAGAGAAAGAGUCCCCACGUGACCAAGAUGGCCACGGGACACACACUUCAACCACGGCCGCCGGUCGCCAGGUGGCGAAUGCAAGCUUAUUUGGUUUCGCUGCCGGAACGGCUCGUGGGAUGGCAGUACACGCGCGAGUGGCGACGUACAAGGUAUGCUGGAAGACGGGUUGUUUCGGGUCGGAUAUACUGGCGGGUAUGGAUCGUGCUAUAGCGGAUGGCGUGGACGUGCUGUCGAUGUCACUGGGCGGUGGGUCGGCGCCUUAUUACAGGGACACCAUUGCGAUAGGGGCCUUCAAAGCCAUGGAAAAAGGCGUGUUUGUGUCGUGUUCUGCUGGCAACAGUGGGCCCGCUAAGGCCUCCCUGGCCAACACCGCCCCGUGGAUAAUGACGGUCGGUGCGGGCACUCUGGAUCGUGAUUUCCCUGCCUAUGCGAUUUUAGGAAACGGGCGACGCCUCACGGGGGUGUCUUUGUAUAGUGGCAAGGGCAUGGGCGAUCAGCCGCUUCCAUUGGUCUACUUCUAUUCCUCUUCUUCCAACAAUAAUAAUUCUAAUUUGUGCUUGCCCGGUUCCCUCCAGCCUGAAGCGGUUCGUGGGAAGGUGGUGUAUUGUGACAGGGGUGUGAAUCCACGGGUAGAGAAAGGGCAGGUGGUUAAGGAUGCGGGUGGGAUAGGGAUGAUACUCGGCAACACCCCUGAGAAUGGCGAGGAGUUGGUUGCCGACAGUCAUAUGCUGCCGACGGUGGCUGUCGGGAGGAAGAUUGGGGACGAGAUAAGGGAAUACUUGAGAACCCAAGGGAGCAACGCCAAGGCGGUGAUUCAGUUUGGAGGCACGGUUUUGGGUGUGAAACCAUCGCCGGUCGUGGCGGCAUUCAGCUCAAGAGGUCCAAACAUGGUGGCGCCGCAGAUAUUGAAACCGGACGUAAUUGGUCCUGGAGUCAACAUCCUCGCUGGAUGGUCAGAGGGUAUUGGCCCCACCGGGUUGGAUUCAGAUACCCGCAAAACCCAAUUCAACAUCAUGUCAGGUACAUCCAUGUCCUGCCCACAUAUUAGUGGCUUAGCUGCACUCUUGAAAGCAGCCCAUCCAACAUGGAGCCCCAGCGCCAUCAAGUCUGCUCUCAUGACCACCGCAUAUACGCUCGACAACAAUAACUCUCCCCUACGAGAUGCGGCCGGAGGUCAACUUUCUACCCCAUGGGCUCAUGGAGCUGGUCAUGUUGACCCACACAAGGCCCUCUCUCCCGGUCUUGUGUAUGACAUCACAACAGAGGAAUACAUUGCAUUUGUUUGCUCCGUAGGAUACGAACUCAAACAAGUGCAAGCCAUUGUCAAUCGUGCAAAUGUGACUUGUACCAAAAGAUUAGGAGACCCGGGCCGAUUGAACUACCCAUCAUUUUCUGUUCUUUUUGGCAAGUCAAGAGUAGUGAGAUACACCCGCCAGCUAACCAAUGUUGGGGCUGCAGGAUCUGUAUAUGUUGUAUCAGCUGAGGCACCACCAGGAGUUCAAAUUAGCGUGAAACCAAAACAGCUCGUUUUUAAGAACGUGGGAGAUAAGAUGAGGUACACAGUUACAUUCGUCUCCGAGAAAGGUGGUAGCGGGGAUGCAUUUGGCUCUAUCACUUGGAAGAACGCCGGAAAUGAAGUUAGGAGCCCUGUUGCUUUUGGGUGGGAACGGCGUAUAUAAGCAAGUUCACCAUCCAUCUGGUGACUUGUUAAUGCUUUGCUUGCACAUAGAAACCUUAAAAUCAUAUGUCGAACCUGUUUCUUGUGCUUUAAGAACUAAUGUAAUAGAAGUAGGUGUUGUUUUCUAAUGCCGAAGGAAUGCGAUGAAGAGUUUUGCUUGAAAAA
Molecule: messenger RNA, 2581 nt
Organism: Erigeron canadensis
Lineage: Eukaryota; Viridiplantae; Streptophyta; Magnoliopsida; Asterales; Asteraceae
Product: subtilisin-like protease SBT1.8
Exons: 2
Coding region: 114-2417 (767 amino acids)
Biological process (GO): proteolysis
Molecular function (GO): serine-type endopeptidase activity
Source: RefSeq, a predicted model, not a curated record